Messenger RNA from Mugil cephalus (flathead mullet), 2515 nucleotides. RefSeq names its product protocadherin beta-8-like. Gene Ontology annotation, molecular function: calcium ion binding. Gene Ontology annotation, biological process: homophilic cell-cell adhesion. Lineage: Eukaryota; Metazoa; Chordata; Actinopteri; Mugiliformes; Mugilidae. The transcript has a single exon. The record is from RefSeq and is a predicted model, not a curated record. Gene Ontology annotation, cellular component: plasma membrane. Bases 11 to 2515 code for a protein of 834 amino acids.
GGACAGAACAAUGACACCGCUAGUAGGUCCUGUGUUAUUUUUUUCAGUUGUUUGUCUUAGCUCCGUUUUUGGCCAGAUCACCUACUCGAUUCCCGAGGAAAUGGCGAAAGGGUCGUUGGUGGGUAACGUAGCACAAGAUUUAGGUAUAGAUGUGAAACGGCUCAAAUCAGGCAAAGCUCGUGUAUAUUCAGGAGAAGGCAGAGAAUACAUCGAGCUGAAUAAAGAAAGAGGAGUCCUUGUUAUCAAAGAGCGGAUAGACAGAGAAGCGCUCUGCGGACAGACGACGCCCUGCGCUCUUGAAUUUCAAGUCAUUUUGGAGAAUCCUAUGCAAUUUUACAGCAUCACGGUCGAGAUCACUGACAUUAAUGACAACACUCCUGGUUUUAAAAGCAGUGAAAUGAAAUUUGAUGUAAGCGAGAUUGCUCAAAUUGGGUCAAAAUUUGUUUUAGAAAAAGCUGUUGACGACGAUGUGGGCAUCAAUGGACUGCAGAGCUAUUCUCUGAGUUCAAGUGAUGCAUUCACUUUGAAUCCUUAUCGUAUAGGUAGCAGUAGAAAUGUUGAAAUGGUUUUGAAAAAGGCUCUUGACCGGGAGAAACAGAACCGAGUGUCUUUAGUGCUGACUGCGUUAGAUGGUGGCACCCCGCAGCUUUCUGGUACGAUUCAAAUUGUCGUAACUGUACUGGACGCAAACGAUAAUUCACCCGUGUGCUCGCAAACUGAGUAUAAGGCUAAUGUAAAAGAAAAUUCAUUGAAGGGUGCUGUACUAACAACAGUGAGCGCAUCCGAUGCAGAUGAAGGCUCACAUGGUCGCAUACGAUAUUCUAUUUCUAAUGCUCCAAAGGGGGCAUUAGAGUUGUUCGAAAUAGACGAAAAAGAUGGAGUGUUUAAAUUAGUGGGGAAAUUGGAUUAUGAGAAAUUUCGACAUUAUGAUAUAGAUGUUCAAGCAUCAGAUGAGGGUGGUAAUGCAGAUGUAUGUAAAGUUGUUAUAGAGGUGCUAGACACAAAUGAUAAUCCACCAGCUAUUAAUAUUAUGUCAACGUCAUCCAGUAUAUUUGAAGACGUUAAACCAGGCACUGUUCUGACGAUGAUGAACGUCCAGGAUCCAGAUUCAAAUGAAAAUGGAAAAGUCCACUGCAUUAUAGAUGAUCAUGUUCAUUUUAAAAUCCGGCCAACAUCAAAUAAUGUCUUUACUUUAGUAACAGAAGGUGAAUUAGACAGAGAGAGCGCCUCCGAAUAUAAUAUCACAGUGACCUGCUCUGAUGAGGGAGUGCCCUCCCUCUCCAGCAGCGUCACUCUCACCUUACAGAUCUCAGAUGUGAAUGACAACGCACCUGUCUUUGAGAGGAGCUCAUAUGAGGCCUACAUUGUAGAAAACAACACACCAGGACUCUCUAUAUUCACAGUGAAAGCCAGAGACGCUGACUGGAACCAGAAUGCCCGUGUUUCUUACAUACUGGAGGACUCCUCUGUUAACGGAGUGCCAGUCUCCUCAUAUGUGUCUGUUAGUGCUGAUAGUGGAGUCAUCCACGCAGUGCGCUCUUUUGACUAUGAGCAGAUCAAAGAUUUCAAGUUCCAUGUUAAAGCUCAGGAUGGUGGCUCUCUUCCACUUAGUAGCAACGUAACAGUGAAAAUAAUGAUCCAGGACCAGAACGACAACCCUCCUCAGGUUCUGUAUCCAGUCCAGACUGGUGGCUCUCUGGUGGCUGAGAUGGUUCCUCGUUCAGCAGAUGUGGGCUAUCUGGUGACUAAAGUGGUGGCUGUUGAUGUGGACUCUGGACAGAAUGCCUGGCUCUCCUAUAAACUACAGAAAGCCUCAGACAGGGCGCUGUUUGAAGUGGGUUUACAGAAUGGAGAAAUCAGAACUAUCCGCCAAGUGACUGAUAAAGAUGCUGUGAAACAAAGACUGACUGUUAUAGUGGAGGACAAUGGGCAGCCCUCUCGUUCAGCUACAGUCAUUCUUAACGUGGCGGUGGCGGACAGCUUUCCUGAAGUGCUGUCGGAGUUCACUGACUUUCCACACGACAAGGAGUACAAUAACAACUUGACUUUUUACUUAGUGUUGGCUCUGGCUGUAGUUUCCUUCCUCUUCAUCACGUGUUUAGUCGUUAUCAUAUCAGUGAAGAUCUACAGGUGGAGACAAUCUCGCAUCCUGUAUCACUCCAACCUCCCUGUGAUUCCAUAUUAUCCACCACGUUACUCAGACACUUUGGGGACAGGGACACUCCAACAUGUGUACAAUUACGAGGUGUGCAGGACGACUGACUCCAGAAAGAGUGACUGUAAGUUUGGCAGAGCUGGUAGUCAGAACGUGUUGAUAAUGGACCCCAGUUCGACAGGGACGAUGCAGCGGAUACAGAAUGAGAAGAGCAUCCUGGAUGAACCAGACUCUCCUCUCGAGGUAAAGGCAUAUCCACAUUUUGUAUACCUUACAGUGAAAGUGUUCACUACAGUUGAACAAGAAUGUUACAGGGAAAAAAACGCCAUGUCUAUGUUCACUUUUUAUUCAUUUUUAUAA